CAGCAGUGAGCGGACAGACUGCUUAGAGCGCUGUGGAACUAUUGGCCCGGCUUGGCGAAACUCGCCCAGCCUACUGGAAGUCCGCCUGUCUUGGAGUCGGAGAAAAGCGGGUUUUGUUUUGUUUUAUUUUAUUUUAUUUUUUUCAUAAUUAGGAGUAACGGCCAGUACAAAGAAAAAUCAGGAUGAAAAGAUGGCUGACUUCUUGUUACCACUGGGUACUAACAACUUUCACCGGUUCACGCCCGAAUCGUUAUCAGAGAUUGAAAAGCGGAUUGCGGCAAAGAUCACAAAGGAUACCAAGCAGGAAUAUAGAGAGCAGUCGGGAGAGGAAGAAAAAUUGCGGCCACAGUUUGACUUGCAGGCAUGCAAGAAGUUGCCAGACAUCUAUGGAUCUCCCCCAUCCGAGCUCAUCGGAGAACCAUUGGAGGACAUUGACCCCUACUACGGAGAUCAUAAGACAUUUAUAGUACUGAACAAAGGGAAGACGAUCUUUCGAUUUAGUGCCACUCCUGCCUUGUACAUUCUUACUCCUUUUCAUCUAAUCAGAAGAAUAGCAAUUAAAAUUCUGGUACAUUCAUUAUUCAGUAUGUUUAUUAUGUGCACUAUUUUAACCAACUGUGUAUUCAUGGCGUGGUCCGAACUUCCUCCGUGGAAUAAAUACGUGGAGCAAACUUUUACUGCCAUUUACACAUUUGAGUCAUUGAUAAAAAUACUGGCCAGAGGAUUUUGUAUGACUGAAUUCACCUUCCUUCGAGACCCCUGGAAUUGGCUGGAUUUUUCUGUUAUUAUCAUGGCAUACAUAACUGAAUUUGUGGACCUGGGCAAUGUCUCAGCCUUACGAACAUUCAGAGUUCUCCGGGCGCUGAAAACAAUCUCAGUCAUUUCAGGUUUGAAGACCAUCGUUGGAGCCCUCAUCCAGUCAGUUAGGAAACUUGCAGAUGUGAUGAUCCUGACCGUUUUUUGCUUGAGUGUUUUCGCCCUCAUAGGACUCCAGCUGUUCAUGGGUAACCUCAGGAACAAGUGUGUCCGAGACUAUAUAGAGUUCGAAUCCUUUAACGGCACCUUUACUUCAGAUGAGAAGUCCUGGCCAACCUUGAACGACUUUAUUAGCGAUCCAGACAACUACUUCAUUAAAGAGGGCACAACAGAUCCAUUACUGUGUGGCAACAGCUCAGAUGCUGGCACGUGUCCAAAAGGCUACAGGUGUUUAAAGGCUGGAGACAAUCCUGACCAUGGCUUUACAAGCUUUGAUACUUUUGGCUGGGCUUUUCUCUCCUUGUUCCGCCUCAUGACUCAAGACUGCUGGGAACGCCUCUACCAACAGACUCUGAGAUCUGCUGGAAAGAUCUACAUGCUUUUUUUCAUGCUGGUCAUAUUUUUGGGUUCCUUUUACCUAGUCAAUUUGAUUUUGGCUGUGGUGGCCAUGGCUUACGAGGAGCAGAACCAAGCUACCAUUGCAGAAAUGGAGGCCAAGGAAAAGAAAUUUCGAGAAGCCAUGGAGGCACUGAAGAAAGAGCAAGAGGCGUUAGCUCGAGGCAUUGAUUCAUUGUCACUUAGUUCAUUUGAAGUGUCACCUGUGGCCAUGAAGAACUUCAAAGAACAAAGGAAUCAAAGAAGAAAAAAGAAGUCCUCGGGGGCAGAUGAUGAGGCAGAAGAUCAAGAGCCUGAUUCAGAUGAUGGCCAACGAAGGGCGGCUCUCCUGGGUUUUACUUCAGGCUCUUUCGAAAAUUCGGUGAAACGUAAGACAAGCCAUGGAAGUGUCUUCAGUUUCCGGCUACGCAGCAGGGAAAUAGGUUCAGAGGCAGAGUUUGCUGAUGAUGAUUUUAGCACAGUCGGGGACAGUGAAAUCCAACAUGGCUCACUGCUAAUUCUGAGGAAUGGGAGACGGAUGAGUGCACAAAGUCAAGGGAUUUAUAGCUCUCCGAUCUACACCUAUAACAGCAAAAGGAACAGUUCUGUGGAUUGCAAUGGAGUAGUAUCGCUGAUUGGGGGUGGAGAAAGCUUGGAUCCAACUACUCCAACUGAUGUGCUGUUACCACCACUUAUGGCAGAGAAAUAUGGAACAGCUGACACGACCUCCCUUUCUGAAGACCUGAACAAGAGGCAGCUUUUAUCACCCCACCGCCUUUCUAUGGAGCAUCCUGAGCAACACUUUCAAAGGCAACGCGCUGUCAGUGCUGUCAGUAUUAUCACCAGUGCCCUGGAAGAGCUUGAGGAAUCUCAGCAGAAAUGUCCUCCUUGCUGGCAUCACUUUGCAGUAAGAUUUCUCAUAUGGGAUUGCUGCCCAAUGUGGCUCUUGAUCAAGGAGAAAAUUAAGUUCAUCAUUAUGGAUCCUUUCAGCGACCUCACAAUCACCCUUUGCAUUGUGUUGAACACACUUUUUAUGGCCAUGGACCACUACAAGAUGACCAAAGAAUUUGAGGAGGUGCUCAACAUUGGGAAUCAGAUCUUCACUGGGAUUUUUACGGCUGAGAUGGUGUUUAAGGUUAUAGCAUUGGAUCCAUAUUAUUAUUUUCAGCAAGGCUGGAAUAUUUUUGACAGUAUAAUUGUCACGCUAAGUUUGAUGGAACUAAGCCUUUCCAGCAUGGGAAAUGUGUCUGUGUUACGCUCCUUUAGACUGCUGAGGGUCUUCAAGCUUGCAAAAUCUUGGCCAACAUUAAAUACGCUUAUUAAAAUAAUUGGAAACUCAGUGGGAGCCUUGGGAAAUCUUACCCUCGUCUUAGCCAUCAUUGUCUUCAUUUUCGCCGUGGUCGGGAUGCAGCUCUUUGGAGAUUUGUACUACAAGAACGUCAGCAGAAUCAGCAGCAACGGAAUGCUACCACGCUGGCAUAUGAAGGACUUUUUCCACUCUUUCCUCAUCAUCUUCCGCAUCCUUUGUGGAGAAUGGAUUGAAACUAUGUGGGACUGCAUGAAAGUCGUUGGUCAGCCACUGUGUCUCCUGGUGUUUUUGCUGGUUAUGGUGAUUGGAAACCUGGUGGUGCUGAACCUGUUUCUUGCCUUACUGUUGAGCUCAUUUAGUGCUGACAAUCUUUCUGCGCCAGACGAAGAUGGGGAGAUGAACAACCUGCAGCUGGCCUUUGCCCGCAUCAAUAGGGGGCUGAAGUACCUCAAGCGGUCCAUGUGGAAUUUCUGCUGCAGGGUCCUUCGACAGCCAAAAGCAACUGCUGAAAAGAAAGCCAUGAUGAAGCUUGUGACCCACAACCAACCUGUCAUGCACAAUUGCAUUAACAACCACAUGGCUAAUGAGUUUGUCAAAGAAGAGCAGAACCAGAAGGAGAACCACACCAGCAAUGCCAGAGCUGCCAUCAACAAAGCGAGGCAUCAGGUGUCUGAUGACCACAAUAAUGACUUUAUGACCAACCCAAACAUGUCCAUUUGUGUCCCUAUUGCUAUGGGGGAGUCGGACAUUGAAGAUGAUGAGCAAAGCACAUUCACAGAAACAGACCAGGACAAGCAACUGAAGGAGCAACACUACACAAGCACAGCGAUCGAAAGCCAGACUUCUGAGUUUUGUGAAGAGUUAAGUGAGUUGCAGAUGGACAAGCUGUCAAAAUCAGAGGUGGUUCUUCCACUAUCAGACCAGCAAGAGAAAUUCGAUGAAAUCAGCCUGUCAGAAGGAAGUACAGUGGAUUUGGCAAUUCCCUCAGAGCUUCUGGAACAGAUGCCCGAACUGGCAGAAGAACUGCUGGAUCCUGAAGAUUGCCUUCCAGAAACUUGUAUCCAGAUUCUCCCAUGCUGUUCAGUGGAUGUCACAAAAUUCCCUGGCAAAGUUUGGUGGCGCCUGAGAAAAACCUGCUAUCAAAUCGUUGAACACAGUUGGUUUGAGACAUUCAUCAUUUUCAUGAUUCUUCUAAGCAGCGGAGCUUUGGCCUUUGAAGACAUCUACUUGGACGAAAGGAAGAACAUCAAAACCAUGCUGGAAUAUGCUGAUAAAAUCUUCACCUACAUCUUUGUUUUGGAAAUGCUUCUGAAAUGGGUGGCCUACGGCUUUAAGAAGUACUUCACCAAUGCUUGGUGCUGGCUUGAUUUCCUCAUUGUGGAUAUUUCAGUUAUUUGCCAGAUAGCUACAAUUCUCGGUUAUGACCACCUCGCUGCUAUGAAAUCACUGCGAACACUCAGGGCCUUGAGGCCCCUCCGAGCCUUGUCCCGGUUUGAGAGCAUAAGGGUCUCACUAAUAAGCCUCAUAGCUAGUUCUCUUGGAUACUCCGAAAUGGGUCCCAUUAAAUCCCUUAGGACCCUCAGAGCUCUGAGGCCUUUAAGAGCACUCUCACGAUUUGAAGGGAUGAGGGUGGUAGUGAAUGCCUUGGUAGGGGCCAUCCCUUCAAUCAUGAAUGUUCUGCUUGUCUGCCUCAUUUUUUGGCUCAUCUUCAGCAUCAUGGGAGUCAACCUGUUUGCCGGCAAAUUUGGGAGAUGCAUUAACAAGACAGAAGGUGAUGAGCCUUUGAACCACACAAUUGUCAACAACAAGAGUGAUUGUCAAACAAUGAAUGACACUGGAGAGUUGUACUGGACCGUAGUGAAAGUCAACUUUGACAAUGUUGGUGCUGGUUACUUGGCUCUGCUUCAAGUGGCAACUUUUAAAGGUUGGAUGUCGAUUAUGUAUGCAGCGGUAGAUUCACGAGAGAGAGAAGAACAGCCUGUGUGGGAAUAUAACUUGUACAUGUACCUCUACUUUGUGAUCUUUAUCAUCUUCGGUUCUUUCUUCACCUUGAAUCUCUUCAUUGGUGUCAUCAUUGACAAUUUCAAUCAACAAAAAAAGAAGUUAGGCGGACAAGACAUCUUCAUGACUGAGGAACAGAAAAAGUACUAUAAUGCCAUGAAAAAAUUAGGAUCCAAGAAACCUCAGAAGCCUAUCCCCCGUCCGCUGAACAAGUAUCAAGGUUUCAUCUUUGACGUUGUCUUGAACCAAGCCUUUGAUGUUUGCAUCAUGCUUCUGAUAUGCCUAAACAUGGUGACCAUGAUGGUUGAGACCGAUGACCAGAGUCCAGAAAAAGUUAUCAUCCUCUACAGAAUCAAUAUGGUCUUUGUUGCGAUCUUCACUGCAGAGUGUAUCUUCAAAAUGACAGCUCUGAGACAUUACUAUUUCACCAAUGGAUGGAACAUAUUUGAUUUUGUAGUUGUGAUUCUAUCAAUUGUUGGCUCAGUCCUGUCUGACAUCAUCCAGAAGUACUUCUUUUCCCCUACGCUGUUCCGAGUCAUCCGCCUGGCUCGGAUAGGUCGGAUCUUGAGACUUAUCAGAGGUGCCAAAGGAAUCCGAACGCUUCUGUUUGCCUUAAUGAUGUCCCUCCCUGCUUUGUUCAACAUCGGGCUCCUCCUGUUCCUGGUCAUGUUUAUUUAUGCCAUCUUUGGCAUGGCCAACUUUGCCUAUGUCAAGAAAGAACACGGGAUCGACGACAUGUUCAACUUCGAGACGUUUGCCAACAGCAUGCUUUGCCUGUUCCAGAUCACCACGUCGGCUGGCUGGGAUGGUCUUCUCAACCCCAUUUUGAACACGGGGCCCCCCUAUUGUGACCCCAGCUACGUUAACUCCAACGGGUCAAAGGGGAACUGUGGCAGUCCCGCGGUGGGAAUCCUGUUCUUUGUCACCUACAUUAUCAUCUCUUUCCUCAUCGUGGUCAACAUGUACAUAGCUAUUAUUUUGGAGAACUUCAGUGUCGCUACUGAAGAGAGCACUGAGCCUCUAAGCGAGGAUGACUUUGAUAUGUUUUACGAAACCUGGGAGAAGUUUGACCCCGAAGCUACGCAGUUUAUUACCUAUGCUGCCCUUUCCAGUUUCGCAGAUUCUCUGCCAGAACCUUUGCGCAUUGCGAAACCCAACUACGUUAAGCUCAUAUCCAUGGACCUCCCCAUGGUGAGCGGAGACAGGAUCCACUGCUUAGAUAUUUUGUUUGCUUUCACCAAAAGAGUUCUGGGAGAAUCUGGAGAAAUGGACGCCCUUAAAAUACAGAUGGAGGAGAAGUUCAUGGCAGCCAACCCAUCGAAGGCAUCUUACGAACCCAUCACCACUACGCUGAGGCGGAAACAGGAAGAGGUGUCCGCUACCGUCAUCCAGAGAGCUUACAGAAGUCAUCUUUUCCAACGUACCCUCAAGCAAGCAUCUUUCCUGUAUCGCCAAAAAACCUGUCCCCCAGGAGACGAGGCGCCAGAGAAGGAAGGCCUCAUUGCCUGCAUGAUGGAUGAAAACUACCGGAAGCCUAUCGACAAAUCCGAAACCCUCUCCUCCACUUCCUUCCCCCCUUCCUACGAUAGCGUCACCCGGGGCACCAGUGAGAAUUUCCAGCUACGGAUGACGGACUCCAGCGGAUGCGACGAACCGCUAGACGAUCAGUUAUCAGCUGACCGAGAUAAAGAGUCAAUUGUUUAAACGUGUUUCUCUCGUUUAAAACACUUUACAAUAUUGUUUACAGAAUGUAAUGCUGUCACUACACAACCGGUUGAAGCAGCCUUGUUAAACAUUAGUUGCAAAGGCAGCAGGAGAGCAGGUUAAACCCUGAAGGAAGGUUGAGUCACUGUGUUACAGGGGCCUAACCUCCGGCCCUGCUCUUUUCCACUUUGCUCAAUGUUUAUAUUUAUAUAUGCACAAGGAGGGCAGAAGGGGAACCAGCACAAGGUCACAGCCAAAGUGUGAUUACCGAGAUGCUAAACUGUAAGACAGUGAAUAUUUAUACCUAUACUGUACACAACAUAAACCUGAGCGCAUACUUUCAUUUUAAGGUCUUACUUAUAUUAGUGCAUUUAUUUAUGGCAAUGUACGACCUUGCAUUCUAUAAUAACAGUGGGAUGGAGAAGAAGACCAGCAAUCAGGUAGCUGCUGUAGCAAUGCUGUAAUACUUAAUGUGUAUGUUAUGAAUGGUCUUUCUAAAGAAAAUUACAGAUAGUCCUCAUUUAGCGACCACAGUCGGGAUCGGCAAGUGAAGUGGUCGCUAAGUGAAACUGCAACUGUGCUUAUGAACUUCCUUCAGCUUUCCUUUGCUUUGCAGACCAUUGACGGUCGUAAAUGCGAGGACUGGCCAGAAAGUUACUUUUUCAUCAUCACCACCACUACCACCACCACCAUCAUCGUCGUAACUGGGAACAGUCGCUAUACAAGGCAGUCGCUAAACGAGGACUACCUGUAUGUAUGUGUGUGUGCCUUCUUUUCCACAAAUUAUUAUCAUUUUACAUCUGCCUCCCCAGGCCCAGAUAUGUUGGGAUGAUAUAAUGCUCAAAUUUUGGGUCAGCCAUAGUUUACCAUUGAGGUUGGCCACACGGCUGGGAAUUUUGGGAGAUAUUGUUCUGAAUCAUCCGGGGGUGCCAGAUUGGGAAAGUCUGUUCUAGAGAAACGGGGCGGGGGGGAAUCAGGGACCGUUCCCCAAUUAACAGGAGAUGCUCCUGCUUGCUGAGAGAAUAGGUUGCAAGACAAAACUAUUGUGUCAGCAACAUUGCCAUUUUCUGUUGCAGCCAUGCCCCUGCUUACAACAGGCCUGUCAGCAAUUUAACCCAGGGAAAAAAAAAAAGACAAAAAUUGACUUUGGAGAAAGCAUGGCUUUAUUUUUAUUUUUGUUCUAUCCCGCAGGAUAUUAGAUACUAAUGGAUUUUGCU
Messenger RNA from Ahaetulla prasina, 7581 nucleotides. Its product is annotated as sodium channel protein type 5 subunit alpha-like. The coding region runs from base 191 to 6364 and encodes 2057 amino acids. Gene Ontology annotation, biological process: sodium ion transmembrane transport; membrane depolarization during action potential; neuronal action potential. Gene Ontology annotation, molecular function: voltage-gated sodium channel activity. The transcript is spliced from 29 exons. NCBI's taxonomy places the organism in Eukaryota, Metazoa, Chordata, Lepidosauria, Squamata, Colubridae. The record is from RefSeq and is a predicted model, not a curated record. Gene Ontology annotation, cellular component: voltage-gated sodium channel complex; plasma membrane; axon.